Messenger RNA from Fomitopsis serialis, 1185 nucleotides. RefSeq lists its product as uncharacterized. The record is from RefSeq and is a predicted model, not a curated record. Lineage: Eukaryota; Fungi; Basidiomycota; Agaricomycetes; Polyporales; Fomitopsidaceae. The transcript has 3 exons. The annotation marks the transcript as partial.
CUUGAUGACCAUGUCGUCCUUAUCCAUGGCGACCUCUCGACGCUCGAGCGUGUGCGCAGCGUUCUUGGGUCACGCGCACUCGAAAAGACACAGUGGCGGCGCCUCCAGUUCGUCGUUAUCAUCCCUGGCAUCUUUCAUGGAGUGAUGGCCUGUACGGAUGGUAUCUGGCGGACUUACCUCAAGGACAAGCGGUCACAUAUGGACCCAAGCAGUACGUUGCAUCACGCAGGCAUCUUCCGGCCUCAGGACACAGGAAAGAUGAAGAAGAACCCACCAUUUCGUAUGGUGCAUGAUUUGAUCAAGCAUGACAGUGUUGCACAUCGAUUAGACAUCUGGCGUGCCGAGGUUUCCUGCAGGCUUCCCGAGUCGAACACCCUUGAGAAGUGGGCAGAAACGAAACCCAAUUGGGAUAACAUUGUUACCAUGUCGGAGUGUAUGGUCAUGCGGUAUGUUGCGCAGCCGGGCUUCAAGCGGCAUCCAGACACGAUUUGUCGUGACAUUGUCUUCGAAAACAGUCAGCUUCGCCAGCGUGACUACCUUCUCUACGAAGAGACAACGUACGCGAUGAACCACGGAGACAUAGGGCGAUUAGAGACCUGCUUCGUAACUUGGAUAUAUAUCUGGAAAGCGACAGGCAAGAAUAAGUAUGCGACAUACCUCGGUGACUUCAUCAAGGACGUCCACUUUGUAUACCCCGAACGCCUCCGUCGUGCAAUCCGUCUCAAUUGGUUGUGUAACCUGCGAGGAUUGCCAGAUACGUUCCGUGCGAUUGAUUGGGUUGUAGAGCUCAAUAACCUGUACACAAAACAUAUCCAUGGCGGCGAGUUCUCGAACCGGACCCUCGACUACCUACUCAAAGAAUCUGGGCUCAUCGAUAUUUACCAGAGAUCUCAAGUCAACAUCUCCGACAACUUCUGUAUGACAAACUGUACCAUCAAUCAUGCGAAACCGAACAUGGUCGAGACAUACAAGAAGGUCUGCAAUCAUAUGACAGCAAAUCAGACGCACGAGCAUGUUGCAGGAAGGACAGAAUUGUACGAGGUGAAGGACAAGCUACGGGAAGGCUUUGGAAUGAUACAGAAGCGGAAGCAUACUAGCAGGCGCAUCAGGAAAGCGUCACCGUGUCUAACUUGUCCUAACCCGUCUAGCCCACCUAACUUGUGCCUAAUUCAUCUCACUGUCUAA